Chrysemys picta bellii (western painted turtle) is the source of this 1731-nucleotide messenger RNA. The record is from RefSeq and is a predicted model, not a curated record. Lineage: Eukaryota; Metazoa; Chordata; Testudines; Emydidae.
CAGGAGCAGGUAAGAUGGAAAGUUUUCUUCCCUUUCUCUUCACUUCAGGAAUGGUGGUGCCCUUCAACAAAGCACUGAUGCUGUGAAGACCUGAAUGGUGCACACACAGUCACUGGGAUGGACUGCACCACUUGUCAAGACAGACAACAGUGUCAUUGCUACGGAUAAGAACAUCAGAACACAGGAACGGCCAUACUGGGUCAGACCAAAGGACAAGCCAGUCCAGUAUCCUGUCUACCAACAGCAGCCAAUGCCAGGUGGCCAGAGGGAAUGAACAGAACAGUGGUAGCCUCCAAGCGUCAUUCCUCUCCUCUGGACCUUCCCACUGCCGCAUGCCCAGAUGACUGGAUUGGCUACCGAGGGAAAUGCUAUCUCUUCUCAAAGGCAGACAGGACCUGGAACGAAGGCCAGAGCACCUGCUUGUCACUCAGUGCCUCCCUGGCUGUGAUUGACAUCCAGAAACACCUGAAUUUCCUGCGGCAACAUAAAGGCUCCCCUGCACACUGGAUCGGCCUCUGGAGGAGGGACCCGGCCCAGCCCUGGAGAUGGGCGGAUGGUACAGAAUUCAACAACCACCUGUUCAAAGUGGAAGGAGACGGACUAUAUGUAUAUCUCAACGACCGUCCCAGCAGCUCAUUGGGCCACACCACCAUGAAAUGGAUCUGCAGCCAGCCGGAUGAACUGGCAAAGAGGAAACAAAAUGGGGCCCUGCAAGCUUUACUGGAGUGAAGCAAAUCCCCUCUCUUCAGCUGCCGCUGCUGCUUCCUAUAGAACAGAUAUUGACUAGCUGCUUUAAAUGCCAUACUCUGGAGCUAGGAGAGCAACUCCAGAAGCAGGGCUCUAUCCCAGGAGUGGGGGGGGGGGGCGAGGUUCUGUGGCCUGCAAUGAGCAGGAGGUCAGACUGGAUGGUCAUAAUGGGCCCUUCUGGCCUAAAAGUCUGAGUUUAAUUAAACCCUUGCUCAGAGCCCACUGCCAAGUUCAGGGCCCACUGGGAGCUACACGUACACCACAAAGAGACAGUCCCUGCCUCAAACUGCUUCCAAGCUGGCUAAGGCCUGCUCCACGCAGAUUUCGUACAGGUCUAAUUAGGCUCACAAACGUUCGAUUUCUAUCAGUAAAUGUCGGUAAAAGUCAAUCCCACCGUAUAUACACACACACACACGGAUGGAAAAAAUAUUUCCAUCGAGCUUUGCGGAUAGGCUAAGUAAGACAAAUGCGGCUUGAGAACGUAUGCAGGCUGUUUAUUCUGUCAGCAUCCCAUACGUAAAAUUUACAAUUUGUGUUUAACAGUCAGAGAAAGAUUUAACUUCUUGAAUCUUAACGUCUACUGUCACUAAUGAUUGUCAGGCCCCCUCAUUGGCUGAGCCCUCCCCCGCCCCCCAACUUCCCAGAAAUAUGAACAUUUAAAUGGACACAAAUAGAAAAAAUGCUUAAAACUAAACUGAUGUUAUGCAUGGAAAUUACAACCAUUGAAUGCGGCCAAGCUUUGCUAGAGCUACUGGGUUAAGGAGUGAGACUUUUUUGAUCUAUGAGGUUAUACGGCUAUUGCAGCCAUCAUGCCCUUCACAGCUUGUGUAGGUUGGGCCCCAGCGACACCUUGCAUUCCUCCAGUCCCCACAAACAGAGGCAAAUUAAGUAUCAGGGGGUAGCUGUGUUAGUCUGUAUCUACAAAAACAACAAGGAGUCUGGUGGCACCUUAAAGACUAACAGAUUUAUUUGGGCAUAAGCUUU